Messenger RNA from Daktulosphaira vitifoliae (grape phylloxera), 729 nucleotides. It is a transcript of the gene Grx5, whose product is annotated as glutaredoxin-related protein 5, mitochondrial. The record is from RefSeq and is a predicted model, not a curated record. NCBI's taxonomy places the organism in Eukaryota, Metazoa, Arthropoda, Insecta, Hemiptera, Phylloxeridae. The transcript is spliced from 2 exons. The coding region runs from base 165 to 602 and encodes 145 amino acids.
AGAUUAAUUUGUUAAAACAUUAUUUUAACUAGUGCGAUAUGAUAGUUGUUGAAGCUUAUAAAAGUGAUAUGCCAGUGUUGAAGAAGCAAAAUCAAAUUUUUUUUUAAAAAUAAUUUUUCAUUUAAUUUUACCUUUUUAAAUUAAUUAGAGUAAUUUUCAAUAUAAUGGCAUUGUUAUUACGUAACGUAUUAUCUAAAGAAAAUAUUAAACUUACCACUUUAUACUCGUAUAGUAGAUUUAAAACAACAAAAUCUGAUAAACCAAUUAUAUCUCAAAUUGACAAUUUAGUAAAAAAAAAAAAAAUUGUAGUUUUCAUGAAAGGUGAUCCAGAAGCGCCAAGGUGCGGUUUCAGUAAUGCAGUUGUAGACAUAUUGAGUAUUCAUAAAGCUAAGUUUGAUGCACAUGAUGUUUUAAAAGACGAAAAUUUAAGGAAUGGUGUCAAAGAGUAUUCCAAUUGGCCUACAAUACCUCAAGUAUUUGUUAAUGGUGAAUUUAUAGGUGGUUGUGAUAUUAUGUUACAAUUGCACAGAUCCGGAGAAUUAGAUAAAAUAUUACAGAAUGACAAUAUCAAAACAAAUUCAGAGGAGAAGCCAAACACAUAAUAUAUGAGCAAUUUAAAUAUUAGUGAAUAAUUUUGCUUAAUAUUAUAUUUUGGAGAAAAUAGUUACGUGAUACUAAUAAAAAAUGUUGUUUAUUAAUAAAAUAAUAUAAAUGGUUAAUAUCUUUUAA